AUGGAUGAAGGACCACUGAGGCAGAGCAGUCACCUACCCACUUUGAAGACCCUGCCCAUUGAAAGGGCACUGAGAGCCUCCCACUCCUCCUCCUUGAAAAGAAAACUGCUCAUCAAUAAGCUGCAGGCUGAGAAAGCCUUUCAGGAAGAGAUUCAGAGUUUUCAGGAGACAAUGAAGAACUUUUGGGUAAAAAUCCGAGUUUUCAAUAUUGCCAUCCAAGCCUUCUGGGAAGAGGAAAAGCUCAUCUGGGAGGAGAAAACUGCCUUUUGAGAGGAAGAACAGAACUAUAGCGCUUUCUGGAAGGAGGAUAAGGAUUUCUGGAAAGAAGACCAGCUCCCCUUGGAGAAAUAAAGGGUCUUUCUGGAUAAGGACAGAGUCCUGUGGGCAGAAGAAGCUCUGUGGGCAGAUGAAACAGCUCUUCUGGAAGAGGAGAGAGCUCUCCGGGAAGAUGAGAAGGAACUCCGGGAAGAUGAGAAAAACCUCAAGGAGUACGAAAUGUUGAUCUGGGAGCAGGCCUUAG
Mesitornis unicolor (brown roatelo) is the source of this 520-nucleotide messenger RNA. RefSeq names its product coiled-coil domain containing 70 (gene CCDC70). The record is from RefSeq and is a predicted model, not a curated record. The annotation marks the transcript as partial. The transcript has 4 exons. NCBI's taxonomy places the organism in Eukaryota, Metazoa, Chordata, Aves, Mesitornithiformes, Mesitornithidae.